This is a messenger RNA of Magnolia sinica, 1731 nucleotides long. RefSeq names its product zinc finger protein 4-like. Bases 699 to 1454 code for a protein of 251 amino acids. The transcript is spliced from 4 exons. NCBI's taxonomy places the organism in Eukaryota, Viridiplantae, Streptophyta, Magnoliopsida, Magnoliales, Magnoliaceae. Gene Ontology annotation, biological process: negative regulation of abscisic acid-activated signaling pathway. The record is from RefSeq and is a predicted model, not a curated record.
AGAGAGGCAUGUCAUCUCUCUCUUCAAAAAUUCAACAGAAGAGUGCUCAGAUCUCUUUUUUCUUAGUUUUUGAUCCGCACACCUUUUCCUGACAUAUCUGACGUCCCACCUUAAUCUCCCAACCCUUGCUUUCUACAAUCAAACAGCUCUCUCUCUCUCUCUCUCCUUUUUAUCACCCAACCACUCUUGUAGUGCAUAAAAAACAACACCCCAACCCAACAUCUCAGUCACCACCAUUGAAGUGCCUGCAAUUCCCCAUAUGAUGUCCAUCGGUGGCGUUGUUUCGGGAUGGUUAGAGAGAACCCAGCUCCUUGGUUGAAGGAUUCUGGUAUCGGAGAUAGCUUAUGCAGCAAAUAAUCUUUGGAGUUAUUUCCUCUGGAGUUUUCUAGCUUUAUGGAAUUAUUAUGAGGCACAUUUAUGAUGAGCCCGCCUGAUGAGCAGGUUGGAUUGCGCACAGGUUGGUGCGUGUAGCUGUACAUUGGAGCCUACACUCUACGCACAUUUGGGCUCUGCAAAACUAAUUUUCUACACUAUCUUCUGAAACUAAGGCAUAUCAGACCGACUAGCAUCUCCGAUUGCAGUCAAUGUCGUAUUAUAACAGUGAAGGGGUAGCGUGCCUGCAGCCAUUGUGUGGUGGGACCCAGCAUUUCUAUUGAGAAUUUCAGCAUUUGACAAUUUUUCCUUCUGUCUACCCAAACAUGACAACACCCAACUCUGAUUUCGAACCUGAAGCCCCUUCCGAAGACGAAUCUGAUAUCAGCAGCCAAGUUGCUUCCAACAUCUCCAUCCAAGAAACCUCCCAGGACCCCUCCAUGUGCCCCACCGUCUCCUCCCCCACAGAUCCUAUCAACCUCCACCCAACUCCCGAUACAAUCUCCCUCAACCUGACACUGAGCUGCAAUGGUCGUGAUAACGAAUUGGGACAGAAUCCAACCGUUGGAUUUUCAUUAUCAAGCACAAGCGAGAGCAGCAGUGGGGCCCGCCAAUCCUCAGUCAUCCCAAGAGUCUUCUCAUGCAACUACUGCCAGCGCAAGUUCUUCAGCUCCCAGGCUUUGGGUGGCCACCAGAAUGCACACAAGAGGGAGCGGACGCUGGCAAAGCGGGCCAUGAGGAUGGGCAUCUUCUCAGAGAGGUAUGCUAGCCUGGCGUCACUACCACUGCAUGGGUCGGCAUGCCGGACUCUAGGAAUCAAAGCGCACUCCCUCUCGCAUGAUGGCACGUUGGUGAGGCCUGAAAGUCGGGGUGGCGCAAGAUUCCAACACGGGCUUCUUGGGCUGCCUGUUUACAUGGAGGAUGACGAGAUGGACAUGUACUGGCCUGGGAGUUUUAGGCAGAUUCCGGACGGUGGGCAAGGAUUCGAACUGGCAGGAAGUUCAAAUUUGAAUUUUAUAUCCGUUGGUCCUCCCCCACCCCAAGAGGAUUCGUCCAUGCCUGAUCUUACGUUGAGACUUUAAAAGAGGUCGCUCUCUCUCUCUCUCUCUCUCUCUCUCUCUCUCUCUCUCUCUCUCUCGUCUCUUCUCUCUUCAUGGUGAGUGCAAUGCUAGAUUCUAUGUACAGUGAGAUAAAUGAGAGAAUCCGAGAUCGAGUUUUGUUUUUUCUUUUUUUUUAAAUUGCAGUUUUGUACUGAAUCUGUUGUUGUAUUGGGUCUUUAAAAAUUUUCAGUGUUAAUGCUUGUUAUAGGGUGGAAAUAUGUGGUGAAUUUUCAAUGCCAAUGCAUGUUUCCUUUCUUUC